UAGGGCUAGCCCGCGAGCCUGGCGAGGUGUGGUGAUACACACAAUAUGGCGGUGUGAAUAUUUGUUGAUUGUGAGCGACUACCUAGAGAAAAUACGAGUGUUUUCCUCUUCAUUUAAUCCACGGUGCAUGUGCCUCGAAGAGUAUAAGUGGUGCAAGUUUUGGUGAAAAGUCAUCCUGUAUAAUGUGACCACGAGUUUUAGAAAAAAAUGUCACUCAUCUCUAAGGUCAAAGAUAUAAUAUUCAAGGGUGGCUCUUCAGCUAAAAAGAAAAAGCAUUUUCACAAUGUGCGACUGGACUCCCCAGAGGACUUCUGGGAUAUUAUUGGAGAGCUUGGAGAUGGAGCUUAUGGUAAAGUGUACAAAGCUCAGCACAAGGAAACAAAGCAGCUUGCAGCUCUCAAGCAAGUUGCUUUAGAGGAGGAAGAGGACCUGGAGACCUUCAUGAUAGAGAUUGAUAUUCUAUCUGAGUGCAAGCACAAGAAUGUUGUGGAACUGCUAGAAGCUUAUCACUAUGAUGGAAAACUUUGGAUGUACCUGGAAUACUGUGAUGGAGGGGCUAUGGAUUCGAUAAUGGCUGAGCUUUAUCGGCCACUCACUGAACCUCAGAUUGCUUAUGUUUGUAAAUAUCUUGUUGAAGCUCUUGCUUACAUUCAUGAACACAAGGUAAUACACCGGGACUUGAAAGCGGGUAAUGUUCUCCUAACCAUGGAUGGAGGAGUGAAGCUAGCUGAUUUUGGAGUCUCUGCCAAAAAUAAGAACACCUAUGACAAAAGAGGAACAUUCAUAGGAACUCCAUAUUGGCUAGCCCCUGAAGUCAUCUUGUGUGAAACUUUCAUUGAUGCCAAAUAUGAUUAUAAAGCUGAUGUGUGGUCACUGGGUAUAUCAUUAAUUGAAUUUGCCCAGAUGGAUCCUCCAAAUCACGAUGUAUCUCCUGUCCGUGUUAUACUCAAGAUUCAGAAAGCUGAUCCUCCUAGACUAGACUAUCCUUCCAAAUAUUCAAAGGAAUUUAAUGACUUCAUCAGCAAGUGCCUUGUGAAAGACCCAUCUCUCAGGCCAACAGCUCCAGAACUCCUCAAGCAUCCAUUCAUCAGCAGAGACCUUGACUCUAAGCCCAUCCGAGAUCUUCUACUGGAAUACAAGGCUGAAGUUGUUGAUGAGGAUGUAGAUGAAGAUGGAGAGGAUCAGCGCAUUUCCCGGAUUAGUGAAGAUGAGCCUAAUCAUGAGAGCCCCUUCCCUGGAGUUUCCAACACCAGUUGUAAGCUUCAGAAUGUUGAGAAUACUGUAAGAGAAGAAAAUAAACUAUCACAAGAAGAAGAAAAGAGUGAGAUAGUUGUGCCAGUAUCAGGUGAGGGGCGAAAAGGACUUGCUCCUCUUCCUCCAGUUAGCAGAACCUCACCCAUCUCUCCUGUUUCUAAUGCUUCUUCCACACCUUCAAAGAAGGGCCCUGCACCUGCUGUGCCAACUAGUACCACCCCCUCUAAGCCUAGAGCUCCCUCUCCUGUUGACUUAUUCCCUGAUAAUGCUGUAGGUGAGUGUGUAGUGAACACCCCUGUCACCGCUGAUAUAAAUACACAAAUGACCAGCACACCGUCAGGGAAGAAUCCAGCACCUGAGUCAGUUACUAUUAAUGAAAGUCUGGUGCUUAAUGAAGAGUCUUCAUUAUCACAUACAGUAGAUUAUCCAUACAAGCAAAAUAAUUCUUCCGUCCCACAUGAAAAAGAGUAUAAGGACCAUUCAAGUGUAUCUUGCACUCCUGAAAAUAAUGGAAACUCAACCUUGGAAGGAAUGGAUGUUGAUUUUAAGAAAAGUGAAGAGAAAGAAGACAGCAGUACUAGUAUAAAACCACCUUGCAAUGAUGAAGAUGCAGUGAAUGAAGUAAAAAUAGAUGUUACUGACACUAUGAAUGAUAGAAAAGCUGAAUCAGGUGUGAGGAAAGAAAAACUUGUACAAGAAGCAUUAUCAUUGUCUUCAAAUGAAAAAACUGAGGAAUUUGAACAUGAUGAAUCAAUAAGUUCAAAUGGAAAAAUAGAUACAACUCAAAGAAGAGAAGUGGAUGCUGUAACCUCUGAUGUUCAUAUCCAUCAAUUUCCUUCAGUGUCUCAUGGAUCUGAUUUAUUAUCUUCCACUUCCUGUUCACCAUCCACUUUCUCAGGAGAUGAAAGCUAUAGUGAACAGAUUUCACAGAAAAAACCUGUGGUUUCAUGUGCAGUCUUGACUCCAGGUUCCCCUGAUGCAGUUAUUGCUUCCAUAGGCACUGAUGCUACAGUAAUUGUCCGCACUCCUACCCCAACUCCUGAGGAGCCACCAGAAUCUCAAUCAUCAGUGGAAAAAGAUAGCAUUGUCACAUAUUCUGGUCCUGCCAUUGUUGAAAAGGAUGCAAAAGAAGAAGAGGAUGUAAUGUCACCUCAACAUGACCUGAAUUCCAAAUUGAAUCAAUCCUCUGGCCCAUUUCUAUCUAUGUCUGAAGCAGAAAAACAGGCAGUGUCUUGUUUGGAUUCUGCCAUUGAAAGUGUUGAGAAUGUAACAUCCACCAAAUUUUCUCCAAACUAUGAAAAAGAUUCAACUGUUACUCUAAGUGGCUCGUCAGUCAUUUUGUCUCCAGAUGAAAUGAGAGAUGACAGUGUAAUUGCAACAGAUGAUGAUGUCUCAGAUUCAACAUCUAAAGACAUUAAUCCUGAGGUCAUCAUGGAAGUUCAGGUUCCUCCCACUGAUGGCCAUAAGUUAGAUGAAAGUGAAGUUGUGAUCUGCAAUUCUUCUAUACUUCAUCAGGGCCAGCAGUCUGAAUCUCAUUCUUCUGAGUCUCGAUAUGAGGUCACAGUUGAGGAACAUCAGAAAAGUGACGUUAUUCAUCCUAUGUCAUCUGGAAAUGACACCACUCAUAUAUCUGUAGUGUCAGUGGAUAAUCUAGAUGACCCAAGUGCUAGUAACAAAGAAACUGUAUUAUCUACUGAAACACUGUCAACACUUGCACUUGAUCAGAAGAGUCCUGUUAAGAAAUCUUCUGUUCACACUGAGACAGAUCAACAGGGACAUCUAGAGACUUCAUCCAAUAUCUCCAACAUAUCAAAUCUCAGUGGAGGAACUACCUCAACUGGACAUUCUAUGAGUUCAGCAGAGGAAGAAAAUAGACCUGCUGUGUCCCUUCACAUUGAGGGUACAACUGUUGGUGCAACAGAUGUGGAUGAUGAUGAUGUAUUCAGUAAUUCAGAGCAGGAUUCUAAGAAAGCAAAGGGCAGCUCUUGCAACAAGCCUGCACUUGUAAGAGAGCUAACAAUCGACAGUGCAGUUUCUGUUGAAUCAGGUGUUUCAAUAGGCUCAGCAGUAUCAUCACCAACACAACAUAUUGACCACUCUCAGCAGAACACCCCAGUUCCCUGCUCCCCAGAAACAAAGAUUCUCCCUAACGGUAUUGGGAAAGAUUCUCAGAGGACAUCAGAAAAAUCUGACUGGGAUACUGAAAGCACAACUAGUUCAGAAAAGGAGAAUAGACUCAGAGAAAAGGAUGAUGAAAGUCUUGAUGAAGUAGUCCUGAGAAGGUCCCAGAGAAGUAACUCCUCCGACAUUCCUUCUUCCAUAGACAAAAACAAAGAAAACAGAAACACAAGAACGAAAGCAGAAAUUGAUUUGGUUGCUCUGCGCAAGAAGACCAGAAAGCGCACCAGGAAAUUUGUUGUUGAUGGUGUAGUUGUGACAACAAGACAGGUAUUUUAUGAAGAUGAAGGAACUGCCACAGGACACUUUGCUCGAAAGCAAGAAUUAAGGGAACUUAAGAUUCUUCAAAAAAUUGAACAGAAACAGUUCCAGAAGUUAGCUGUUGAGGCAAACUUAGCCAAAGCUGAACAGGACAAGGAAUUUGAGAUGGAAAAGCAGCAGCUCCUACGAACUUACGAUGCAGAUAUUGAAGCUUUAAAUCGGCAGCAGAAGCAACAAGUGGAAAAAGCAGAGAGCUUACAAGAAGUGGAACUGAAGAAUGCAAGUAAGAAAAUAAGGGCUGAGCAAGAGCGUGAGUUGAAAUCUUUUAGAGAGUCUCUGAAGACAGAACUGAAACUCUUAAAACAAGAGAUUGAUCUUCUACCAAAAGAUAAGCGAAAGGACAUCUUCAAAACUCGCAAGGAACGUUUGGAUGUGGAUCAGAGUGAGAGAGAACAAGCAUUUUUAGAAAGGCUACAUGAAGCUCAUGAGACAUCUCUUAGAAGAUUAGGAGAUGAUCACCGUGAAAGAAUUGCCCUACUAGAGCGGCAGUUCCUACAACAGAAGCAUCAGCUCCUCAGGUCUAGAGAAUCAGCUCUCUGGGAAAUGGAAGAACGUCAUCUUCAUGGAAAACACCAGCUCUCCAAAAAACAACUUAAAGACAUAUUCUUCCUCCAGAGACAUCAGAUGCUUCUGCGCCAUGAAAAGGAAUUGGAACAAGUGAAAAGAGUUAAUCAACAAAAGGAAGAGGAACUUAUAAAGAGACAACAGGUUGAAAAGAGACAGUUGCCAAAAAGAAUUAGACAGGAAAUGAAAGCCCGUGAGCUUAUGUUCCGGGAGAGCAUGAGGAUCAGCACAUCCCACCUCCCUGAUUCCCAUGAGGAUGAGAAAAACAAGCUUAGAAAGUUCCAGGAAAAUGAGAAACGUAGGUAUGAAGCAGAGAAGAAACGUGCAGAACAGAAACAUCAACGAAAAUUAGAGGAACUUCAAGCAGCAUCAGAAUACACAGUUAAAGAAUUGGAACAAUUACAAAAUGAGAAAAGGAAAAUGCUAAUGGAACAUGAAACAAAUAAACUUAAGUCCCAAGAUGAAGAGUAUCAGAGAGAGUUGCGAGAAUGGAAGGAGAAUCUGAAACCACGCAAACAGAAAUUAGAGGAGGAAUUUGAGAGACAGCUGAAUGAACAGGAACAAUUUUAUGGAGCAUACCUGAAUCGAAGUCUUGGCUCAGCCCUAACGCCUUCACAGUCAACAUCCAGUCUUGCACGUUCAAAUGCAUCAUAGACUGUAUAUACGCCUGGUGAUCGCAAAAAUUUAACAGUACUUUGUGUCUCCAUCCAUUUUCAUGUAUAUUGCAUAUGUCUCAAGAUAGACAGGUAUUUUGCUGUUUUAGUGGCUUUUCUUACUGCCUUUCAUGAUUUAGUGCUAGAAGCAAACAAUUUUUUUUUUUUUUUUUUUUUUUUUUUCUCCAGUGUAGUGUAUAUUUCAUUUUUGAAUGCAGUAUAAUGAUGAAACUUGUACAUUCCUACACUCCAAGGAGUACAGCAGUCCCUCUAUGAUCAAAAUUAUUUCUAUCCAAAUGAUCCUGCAUCUUGCUAAGUUAAUUAAGAGAGUUUGUGUUUAAUGGCUUAUAAUAUGAAAUCCAUAGUGAUAUGUGCAUAAGUAUUUACCAAAAGUAAAGUAGUUUUCAUGAUACCUAAAAUUGCCAGUAUAAAAUUUACAGUAACAGUAAAUGACAUGACAGGUGUUAUUACCCUAUACAGAGAUGAACUAUGACACCACUCUCAAGGUCAAGUAUAUCAUUUAUUAUCUCUUUUAUUUGUUUAGAUUUAUUGUUUUAUAAAAAGUCUCCUGACCAUGAUGAUAAAUGUCUCUCAGCCAAGACAGAAAUUCAUUAAUUACAUAGGUUUUUUGGAAAGAUAAUGUGUGACGAACCACUUUAUUGGACAAUUCACAUUUUCCAUCAUGCUAUGGCUUCACUUCAUUAAUCCAAGGAUAUUCACAAUUGAAGGGGUUCUUACAUCAUUGAAAAGGGAUUGCUUCACAUGAUUAAUAUUCACAUCUUGGACAACAUGUAAAUUUGGCAUUAUUUUUACAUAAAAUAAAAAAAGAAAAAAAGAAGAGCUGCUAAAACAUUUUAAGAAUAAUUCAUGGAAAGCAUCUUAAACCCUAUUUUAUUUUAACUAAUUUAGGGAAGGACAAUCCAUAUCUAUAAUUUUACAUAAAAGGAUUUCCAAUAAGAUUUAUCCAAAGUCCUUUUAAUAUGAGGGAUGGUAAAGUAUAGAGUUCAUAUAUUCCUGUUAUAGUUGUUUGUGUAUUCAUUUAUAAUCUUUAUAGAUUAAUUAAUGAUGAAAGAAGAAUUUGAAAACUAUGUAAUAUUGUAUGCAAUUUGCAGUCUGAGAUAAAUUAUCUUCUACUAGUAACCAUGCUGAGCUGACUUCACAGUUCAAAAUGUAUAGUCCCUUCUCUCCCUAAUCUCCUCUGGCUGAGAGUCCUGUAUCUGAAAUGACUAGAACUUGAAGUGUUCCAAAUUUAAUAUUUUUCAAGUUUUGGAAUACAUAUCUUGACCAGUUACAUAAAAAAAAAUUUUAAAAAAGUUAAAAAUUCUACGUCAAAAUUAUAUACCCAAACAUUGUAGUUUCCUUUGAACCUGCUCAAAACACUUACACUAGCCAACAAUAAGGCAAAAUUAUUAAGCACAAAAUCAUUUUAUGUAACAAAGUGUUGAAAAUCUUUUUAUUUUGAGUACUGCAGAAGGUGAACAAUAGAGUGGCAGUAUUGGUUAAUGAAAAGACAUUUUGUCUUGGUCAGAAUAAUCAGUAGGCUAAGCAAUAUCCUAGUUCUGGGAUGUAUGUACACCAUGGUUUUGCUUUAUUUAAAUAAGGGGCACAUGUUAGGAAUGUUUGGUGAGAGAGAGAGAGAGAGAUACAUUCAGAGACUUAAGAAAGGGAGAUAAGAUGCACUCUCAACCUUAUCUGUGGUGACUUUGUGACUAAACAUACAACAUAUACUGUACUGCAUGAACUGAACAUAAGUUAUAUAUUUCUUAUGAUAUUUCUGGUAAUAUUAUAUAGUAAUGUUAUUUGUUAAAUUACUGCAUUGCUUUUGUGCUGUAUUGGCAUGAAAAUUUUGAAUAAAUCAUAGUUAUGUA
Molecule: messenger RNA, 6838 nt
Organism: Scylla paramamosain (green mud crab)
Lineage: Eukaryota; Metazoa; Arthropoda; Malacostraca; Decapoda; Portunidae
Gene: Slik
Product: serine/threonine-protein kinase 10-like
Biological process (GO): protein phosphorylation
Molecular function (GO): protein serine/threonine kinase activity; ATP binding
Source: RefSeq, a predicted model, not a curated record